AUGGGAGGCAGCAGAGACAGAAGCGAGGACAUCGAGAUGGGGGCACAAGGGAUGUGGAAUUCAACGUCAUCAGAGGCCAGCAGCAAUGCCAACGACCCAAAACGAAAGAAGGGCAAGACCGAGGCCGACAACAGGACACCAGAAGACCUCGAGCCAAACUACCAGCCCGUCAACUGGAAGAGGGUUUUCUUCGCGCCCAAAUACAUACCCAUGUGGAUCAUCCUGAUAAUUGUCGGCGUCCUGACGGCGAUUAUAACCCUCAAGCACGACGAGGUUGUCGACGCCCUGCGCCCAUUCGCCGAGAAGGUCCGCAAUAUUCCUGCCGGCUGGCUGAUCUUUGUCGCCAUCCUGUUUAUCAUCUCGUUCCCGCCCUUGUUCGGCCAUGAGGUCGUCGCGCUGCUGGCUGGUGUUGUCUACGGGCUGUGGAUUGGUUUCGCAGUCGUCUCGGCGGGGACUUUCAUUGGCGAGAUCGGAACAUGGUUCGCCUUCAAGAAGUUCCUGCGGAGGAAGGCUGAGAAGAUGGAGAGGACGAAUCUCACAUACGGUGCUAUGGCAAGGCUAUGCCGUGAUGGCGGAUUCUGGAUUGUGUUCGUGAUCCGAUUCUCCAUCAUCCCCUCCCACCUUUCCACCGCUGUCUUCUCAACCUGCGACGUCAAGUUCUGGCACUUUGCCGUCUCGACCUUCCUGACCCUGCCCAAGCAGCUCAUCCUGGUCUACCUCGGCGUGCUACUGGUAGAGGAGCAGGACGGCGCGACGGUGAAGAACGCCCUGUUCGCCGUGGCUGGUGUCGUCACCGUGCUAGCCGGGGUGUGGAUCUGGUUCAAGAUGGCCAAGUUCAAGAAGCAGCUCUUAUCCGAGCAGGCCGAGAGGCAGGCCAACAAGGAGGCCCAGCGCCUGGGCCUGACGAGGAACGACAGCGGCUACGGCGCCGAGGCAGGGCUCGGCGCCAACACCGGCAACUAUCAACCCAUGCCCACGAACGGUGUCGACCCGGGCGCCGCCUACCACUCGUACCCGUCGACGCAGUCCUUCAGCAUGCCACACACACCGCAGACACCAACCAACCUAGCAUAUUCGCCGUACCGACCCGAGCACGACCGGACGCACGGCGGCGCGCAGUCGGGGCCUCAAGGCCCCCAAGGCCCGUACGCCCACUACGACCAGGAUACAUACUACCACAGUGCCGACAACUCGGGCGACGUCGGCAUGGCCUACAGCAGGCCCAACUCGCACGGCCCGCCGGGCUACUCGUCACCGCCGGCAUACCCCCUGCGGCAGGUCGACAGCCUUGGGGACGGCCGGCCGGCGCAGGGCAAGGACUUCAUCUAA
Molecule: messenger RNA, 1329 nt
Organism: Diaporthe batatas
Lineage: Eukaryota; Fungi; Ascomycota; Sordariomycetes; Diaporthales; Diaporthaceae
Exons: 3
Coding region: 1-1329 (442 amino acids)
Source: RefSeq, a predicted model, not a curated record